GCACGCACCACGCUCCACGAACGUGAACGAACGGAGCUAGCUAGCCGCGCUAUAAAACCACAUGGAUUUCGGGCAUGUGCUCGCCACACCUUAGAUAUACUCGACCACACAAUCUCAUUCCAUUUUUCUGCUCUGGUAUCAUUGGCAUUGAGUGCUGCUUGAACUUCAAUUGAAGAAGUAAGAACGUCUCUGAAUCUUGGUCCUUGCUGAACUGAACACGAUCAACAUGAAGACCAUCGUCUUUUGUCUCCUGACAAUAGUUUCAACUGCUUUAGCAGCAACAACUCAGAUGAGAUGGUGCACUUCCUCCACUCACGAGGAACAGAAGUGUGUUGCCAUGAGAACGGCAUUCAGUGCCCAAAGUCUGUCUCCCGAGGUUGUCUGUGUAGCUGGUUCUGGUAUUUCGGAUUGUUUGAUGAAGGUUCAAGACGGCCAAGCUCACAUGAUAACUCUAGAUGGAGGGGAUGUUUAUCUAGCAGGAAAGGAGUAUGGCUUGGUUCCCAUUGUACAGGAAACAUAUGCCCAAGACCGAUACGCUGGGAUCGCUGUAGUGAGAGCCACAGACUCCACUCUGACCCUUGAGACCUUGAAGGGUAAGGACUCGUGCCACACCGGUGUCAGGAGGACAGCAGGAUGGAACAUUCCUGUUGGGUUUCUCCUGGAGGCUGGUUACAUGGAGGCGGUGGACUGUGGGGAUGAUAUCAAUGCUGUAUCUAACUUCUUCAAUCAGAGUUGCGCCCCAGGUGCCUACUUGGAGAGGAAUGACCCUUACGGAACCAACCCUCCGAAUCUGUGUGGGAUCUGUACCAACAAGCAAUGUCCUGCUGAUUCCUCGGAGCUGUACCAAAGCUACGCUGGAGCAUUCCGAUGCCUCGCUGAGAGUGCCGGGGAUGUAGCCUUCAUCAAGCCUCAAACAGUUAUUGAUAACACCGAUGGAAAUGGACAGCUCGAUUGGAACAGGGGCCUUAUGUCUUCAGACUUCAGGCUUCUAUGUCCCGAUAACACUCAGUCUACUAUCGACAAUGCUGCUACCUGCAACCUAGCUAAGUCUCCUGCCCAUGCUAUUGUGACAUCACCAUCUACGUCAGCCGAAGAUAUUACGGCCUUCCAAACUGUCCUCGCCCAAGCUGUGGCUUUGUUUGGAGAUGACAACAAUCAGAAUGGAUUCCUGAUGUUUGAUUCUGUCGCCUAUGGUGGAAAUGAUUUGCUCUUCAAAGACAGCACACAGAAUCUAGCCAACCUUGAAUCUGGUUUGACCUACAGGACAUACCUAGGAGACUACGCCAACACUAUUGAUGGAUUAAAGAUGUGUCCAGCAAACUCUCUUAGAUGGUGCACAACAUCAUCAAUUGAGAAUAAGAAGUGUCGUGACAUGAGUGCUGCAUUCAAAGGAGCUAACUUAACCCCUCAGAUCUCAUGCUAUGAAGAGACAAGCAAAGGACUCUGUGUGGAUAGGAUCGUUUCCGGUGAUGCUGACGUCGUAACCCUGGACGGAGGUGAUCUCUACGCAGGUGGUGACAGGAUCGCACCCAUCGUCGGGGAGAGCUAUGAUGUCGGUGGCGACAAUCCCGACGCAAGCUACUGGGCUGUGGCUAUCGCUCGCAAAGGAACUCAGUUUGGCAUGGAUGACCUUGCUGGUCGUAAGUCCUGCCACACAGGUAUAGGCAAGACAUCAGGAUGGAAUGUGCCUGUAGGUCACUUGAUCAAGAAUGAACAAAUCUUCGUUAAUGGUGGCUGUGAGGUACCCAAGGCUGUAGGAGAGUUUUUCUCUGCUGGGAGCUGUGCUCCUGGAGCAAAGACAGACAAGUAUGAUCCCACCGGGACCAACCCAUCCAGCUUGUGCGCCCUGUGUAUAGGAACAGGGAAUGACAACUGCGUCAGGAAUGCAAACGAACCCUACUAUGACUACGCUGGUGCAUUUAGAUGCCUGGCAGAUCAGGCUGGUGAUGUUGCGUUCGUGAAGCACACGACCGUUCCCGACAACACGGAUGGAAACGGCGCAGAGGACUGGAGUACGAACCUGAAUAGUGCAGAUUAUGAACUCCUGUGUGCGGACAACACUCGCAUGCCCAUAACAGCAUGGGAGACAUGUAACCUGGCAAAGGUUCCAUCGCAUGCAGUAGUGACCAGCAGCACCAAAACAACUGCUCAGAAACAAGAGAUAGCCCGUCUCCUACUUGACGGUCAGGAACAAUUCGGCAGUGACUCUGGCGCUGUCUUCAAAAUGUUUGACUCCCAGGCCUACAGCGACACUGACCUCCUCUUCAAAGACUCGACUGAGAUGCUGGUCGAUGUUGGCACUCAGGAUACAACUGAGAAGUGGCUUAGCCCGGAGUAUGUGCAGGACCUGGACGCCAUCUCCUGUAGUACGACAGGAGGAGGAGCUACCAGGACUGUCCAGACAUCCAUGGUCCUCGUGAUGAUGGCGUUCCUGAUCCAGAUGGUCUGGUUCGGGGUGUUGUCUCGCAAGUAAACCGGUAUAGAAGGUCGGGAGUAGGCUGGAGUUUAAUGCAUGCUAGAUGCUCACAGAGGGCGUCUAUUCAUGUAGACAUACCAGUUAAUAAUGAAAGCCUGCUCCUGGCCGUGUAGUUUCACAAUCCUUAUUUAGCCGUCGACAUAAGAAGUGUCACCCUAUAUAAGCCUUAGCUUAAUGGAUGAUAGUCGACAUGAGUCUAUGUCACUUUCAGCAGACCUUACCUGACCCGAUAUGACUCCUCCAGUGAAAUGAAUCGCAAGCAGAAACUGCAUGUCCACGAUCCCUAUAUGGAUGUUCUGUGGAUAUUUACAAUUUCUUUUGUAAAGCAUUCCUGUUUUGUUCAAAGAAACAUUCAUUUCACAUAAUGGACUUCUGGAACAGUUUCUGUUCAAUAGUCCCUUGUCUCUUCAUGUAUUUUUGUGUGUUUCUUUGCUUUCUAUCUUUUCCAAUCUUUGAAUAUAAUUAAGCUUGUUAAGCUCUUUUCAACGAGUAAUUAUAUCUUUUUUCUCUCAUUUUAAUUUGGUGGUAUUCAUUGCGUAGCAUUGUAGUUGAAUUUAUGAUUCAUUUUCAUUUGAUUUCUUAUUCAUGUAGUAUUAUUCAUUUCCGAAUUAUUAGACAAGUAUUUGAGUCUCUCCUUGUAAAGGUGAUAUCUUAUCUAAAGAUUCAUACAAUGUCUUAAGUAUCCCAUGGCAGUUGUUCCUAACAUUCUGGAUCAAAAAGGAGACGCUUUCCUGCUAUGAUGUAAGGUCUGAUGAAAGUGUUUAUAGUAUGUAUAUCAUAUUAAUCAAGACUGCAUGUGAAAAUAUAUUUACUCACUUGUGUUUUUUUUUUCAAUUUAAUAAAGAAUGAUUGUAACAUGCAUAACUACUGCAUAUGAAGUAUGUCAAAAUUUCCUAUGAUGUUGUGAAACGUAUGUACUCUGAAAUAUAUAUAUAAGAAGAAUGAUUAAUCAUGUGUGCAGUACAUAUAACGAGACCCAUUAAUCAAAGUGCAUUGAUUUAUUAGUGCAUGAGUGAUGUACGCCAAUGACUUAUAUGUAUGCAGUAUAUGAACGCUGUUCUUUGAAUUGAGAUUUUAGAAAAUGAGCCAGGUUUUCUUUGUCAGUUUAGUUUGAGACAUUCAUUAUUCAGCAUUUUAUUUUCCUUUUAGUACCAUGCAAAAUCAGAUGCAUUGCCAAGGGUUUUUGACUACAGGUGUAUUGAAAAAUUGCAAUCCUUAUGUACAGCUUAUUUUCAAUGGGGUUAAAUGAGAAAAUCUUCCCAACUCAUAAAUGUCGACCAGUUAUCGUCAAUUGGGUGAUAAAAGAGAAGGCUAAUCGUUUGCAAUACAAUUUCCCUACGUUUCAUUUGUUUUAAAAUGGAGAAUAUAACACUUUCAAUGUAUGAAACUCCCAGGAUGAUAUUCCACCAUUAAAGCACUAACUAAACUUUCCUGAAAUAAAUUUAUGCCAUUGGACUUGAAACUACAUGUAUUUUUUUGUAAAUUGAUAAACAUUGUUGUAAUAUUCAUAAGAUGUCAAAUGCUGUAUUUUUUUACCAAAUAAAAGUGCUUGGAAGAAGCAGUAUUAGAAAUACUCGCUUCCUUGCACUCUAAACCGUCAUACAGGGCAAUUUUUGCCAUAUUUUUAUAUAAUAUUUUUAAUGUUUUUUUUAUACAACAUUUACUGAAUAUUUUAUGUAUUUUGCUUAGCAAGUUGCAGUGGCAGGACCAUUCACUUGUAGCGUGAAAUACUACAGGGUUUCCGGUUUAAUACUUAGAAAAAGAAUAUAACAUUGCAUUUGUUCAUUUAAAAGAAGAGCCUUGUGACUAUAACUUUAUACAUUGAAUACUCCUGUACCACAAAAAAUGUGAUUGAAAAAAGAAAAACCAUACUUGUUUAGUGCUGUAUGCCAUUUUGUACAUGGUAAUGUGGAUACACAAAAUCAUCCAUGUUCUUUCAAUAGCCUUCAGACUGACUAUGCUGCAAAUGUUAGGAAAAAAUAACCCUCUAGCUUCACAGGUCUUACAGUACAUGAAACCAUUACAUGUACUUUGUUCUAUGGAUCCAAGAUUUUUUCUGACUUGUUAGUCAAUUACAGAUCGAUCAAGUGAUCUUUACUGGGUGUAAGCCACAAAUAUGUUUAAACAAAUCACACAUUGUACUUUAAAAAAUAUGGAAUGGUAGAUAAGGAAUAAAGAUACAUGUAAAUCAACAUUGUGCCUUAUUAACACAAAGAUAUGUUUAUGUGAAGGGGUUGCAUGUGCAUGUAUUAAAAUGAGCUGUUUAUGCUAUGUCAGGAGAUAGAUAGCAGGGGAAUAAAUGCCUUAGUCUUAGCUGUAGGAGAAAAUAAAUUGUAUCUUUCAGGGUGAUACCCAGCCAGGGUAUUUUGUUAAAAAAACAGUAAAAUUAUAUUUUCAUAGGCUGAUAGUUGGAUGCAGUGGCAGGCCAUUCACCAUCUACGACUUUUGUAAGAAAAGAAAUAUAUUUUCUGUGAUUGCUGUACUUCUGUAUUUCAUAUUUCCCCGUGUAGUCCCAUCAAUACAGUUUGAUGUUAGAACAUGCAAUAGGGGUUUUAAAAGGUGGACAAUAUUCAUGUUAUAUAAUCUGUGAUCAUAUUUCUUGUGGACAAAAAUGGGCUCCUUUUUAAUGUCUCCCAGAAAAUAAAUCUGAGAUAAAAUGAGAGAUGUAGAACACAAUCAUGAAGAAAAUACUCUUUGCAAAUGAAACCCAAAUACCUAUGCUGCAUUGCGUGAUAAAGUUUGUAUGGUACAUAGUGAUACUUUCUUUACUUUUUUCCUCUAAUUCAUAUGAAAAUUUGCUCUUUUGUUUACAUUUAGUUUUAUCAUGGUGAUUCGUAGGUACUGCUUAUCAGUAUUUCUUUCAUUUUUCCCCCACUUCUGUGUUUUCUAGCUUCUGUUUUUUGUUGUGAGUAAGAUCUCAAUAAAUCUCUGUUCUGCAAUUUAA
Molecule: messenger RNA, 5420 nt
Organism: Strongylocentrotus purpuratus (purple sea urchin)
Lineage: Eukaryota; Metazoa; Echinodermata; Echinoidea; Camarodonta; Strongylocentrotidae
Gene: meltf
Product: melanotransferrin
Exons: 13
Coding region: 227-2473 (748 amino acids)
Biological process (GO): iron ion transport
Cellular component (GO): extracellular region; recycling endosome; plasma membrane
Source: RefSeq, a predicted model, not a curated record